This is a messenger RNA of Guyanagaster necrorhizus, 225 nucleotides long. RefSeq names its product DUF636 domain-containing protein. NCBI's taxonomy places the organism in Eukaryota, Fungi, Basidiomycota, Agaricomycetes, Agaricales, Physalacriaceae. The record is from RefSeq and is a predicted model, not a curated record. The transcript has 3 exons. The annotation marks the transcript as partial.
GCCGUGCUUUGGGUGUAUGAUAAGAAUUGGUAUUCUUGUAGGCCUGAAUUAAUCCAUCCAUUCGUGGGAUCGGUAUACUUGCACAGUCCCCGAGGAGUGGGUAUCUGCGUUAAGAUGAACGUCAAACCAGAUUUGGUCCGCCUCCCAGAGGGGGACAAGGAGAUUUACGAUGAUUAUGGGCCGCUUUCUUUAGCAAAGUGGCACAAGAAACAUAAUCUGUGUUGA